AUGGGCAAAGCCACCAUGGACAAGGAUGUUCUGUUCAGCCUGUUCGCCAUGUUCAUCAUGUUCAACCCGACCGAAGAAGCAAACGGACAAGUGAUUUGCCCCGAACACAUCGACAUGUGCCACAUCCGACUGUCACUCUACAACGGCUGCUACCACAACGAGCGCAUCCUGACGCUCUGCGACAAGCAGCAGCAGAAGCGGCUCCAGAAGUACCGCGAGCACCAGCGCCGCGCACAGAAGAGCCGCGGCUUCUUCGCCCGCCUCUUCUCGUCGUCGCCUCCGCGUCCGCUGCUCCAGCCGGCCACCACCUUCUCUUACACCAGCUUCGACAUCCCCAAAGACGUCCUCCGCCACAGCUGUCGCCCCAGCAUGAUUUCCGUCCAGUCCACCAAAUAUCCCGACGCCUGUCCGGACUGCCAGUCCUCCUUCACCUCGUCCAAGCCAGCGACCUCGUCCAGGCCGACGACCUCGAACAACAGGCCAACCACCUCAGGGUCCAAGCCGGCCAGACUCCCCUCUCCUCCUCGCACUGCUGGCUCGUUUCCCGGCUCGUCUUUGCCCAAUGGCCGUCCUCCUACCCGCAGAGGUGUCUUGCCCUCGGCUCCGGCUGGCCGUCCUGUUCGUCCUGCUCCAUCUCCUGCUCCUCCUCGGCUGCCACCUCAGCAGCGGCUUCCGUCUCAGCGCUGGCCUCAACGGCAGCUGCAGCCCGCCAUGACCUCGUCGCAGAGUAGACGUCCGGCCAUGCAUCCCAGAAGCAGAGACUCCAUCGUCGAUACCGCCAUCGCCCUGCCGCCUUCUUACCCCGUUGGUCCGACUGGGUCGGUAUGCUAUCCCGCCCCAGUGCGUGCCAGCGUCACCCCCGGCGCUGCUGCCCGUGGGAGCGUGGACCGUUAUGUCAGCCCCCUGGACCAGAGCCGCUACGAGCGCAUGGUGUCUUCGUCGACGCGUCGGGUGAACUAUCGCCUGGACGUCCGCAGACAGCAGCCAUAUCAGACACCAAGGGCUGAUGACCAUUCUCUGUCCAAGAUAAGAAGACACUGCAAUGCGUCGGAUGGCUACGUGGCCUUCUUUCUGCUGCUCCGUUCGACUCUCAACCCGGAUCGCCAGUAG
Molecule: messenger RNA, 1110 nt
Organism: Grosmannia clavigera kw1407
Lineage: Eukaryota; Fungi; Ascomycota; Sordariomycetes; Ophiostomatales; Ophiostomataceae
Exons: 3
Coding region: 1-1110 (369 amino acids)
Source: RefSeq, a predicted model, not a curated record